ACAGAAAUCUACGUGUGACCCAUUGAUUCCAUUCGGCGAAUGCCUAAUGGGCGAAUAUGAAGGUCAACACCAAGUAAAUUCGAACACCACGUAUUUACAAUAUUCGAUUUCAUUCAUUGUUACGUUACUUGCAGAUUUGCAUAUUGUAUACAAUCGUAAAGUCGGAUUUUCGGCUUACAUACAAUGGGUAGAAAAAGGCGGGGGUAAUUAGAUUAAAAAUUCCCCCAAGUAUACAUCAUGUUCAGUAAUUUAUCAAAGUAUAAAUUUAAAGUUGAAAUUUGUUAUUAUUAUUUUAUUUUCCGGAACACUGACAUCAAUUGUCACAUAACUUUGUAUGAGUUAUUUAUCAUUUAAAUAAAUGUUAUCUAGUUACCUAACUCUCAGAAAAUGUUUAUACAUAAGAGCAUGGAGCGACAGUCAUGGCAGAAGACGUAAACCUUUGAUUUUCUUAUCAAUUAUUGGACAAAUUUUAACGGAUGGAUUAUAUUUUAUGAAUCAUUUUUGGUUUUGGCCUUCAAUAUUUAAUAUAAUCUUUACAUCAAUUAUUCCUGGAUUAUACGUUGGUAGAAAUAUGUUUUGGGUUGGUAUAAUGUCUCAUGUAUCGGAAAAUUCAAAAUUUGAAGGUAGAACUCUGAAACAUGGGAUUAUUAUUGCAACAUAUACCUUUAGUUUGUUAAUAGGGUGGGGUUUAAUAGCAAUUUUAAAAAAAUGCACAGACCAUUUACAUCAAUAUUUAUUAUUUGUGGUACCGAUAUUGUUUAAUUUGUUCGCCAUAUUGAUUGGCCAUUUGUAUCUUGAUGAUAAUUCUGAUACUUAUGAUAGCGAUAUCAUAUGGUUGAGACCAAACUCUGUAUUCAAAAGUUUCAUUGAUUUAUUUAAUAACAAAUUUAAAGGAUUUUCUAUUGUACUAGCAACAUUAAUAAUAUGCCAAUCAAUCAUAGUAGCAAGAAUUGGAAGUGAAUAUGAAAUAAUAAUGCAGUAUAUAAGUAAAUCGUUUAUGUGGUAUAAUGAUGACUAUAUUUAUUUUAGUGUUAUCAAAAUGUUGGCGAUAAUUUUUGGUACUAUGUUUUCAGUAUUUGUGUUAAGUUACAAUUUGAAAAUAAAUGACUUUGUUAUUGGCAUUUCAGCUUGCAUUAUUUAUAUCAUUGCUACAGUUUUAUAUAUUAUUUCAAGUGAACUUUGGCAAAUUCUUCUUAUUGCCAUUAUUUAUUUAUGUCAUGGUAGUGCUGUAACUAUUACAUUGUCAUUAACAUCUAAAAUUAUGGAUAACAAUCAUCUUGGACGAUUUUAUUCCAUUCAAACCUGUAUGAACUCUGUAUUAACAUUUGGUUUAGUUACGGCAUACGAGACCGCAACUGAUAAUAUAUCUUAUACUAAAUUUAGUCAUUUUUGUUUAAUGAUUUUGAUGUAUAUUAUUCUGACUAUACCUAUUUUAUUUGUGUUUAUAACUCUAUAUUCUAAGUACAAAAAUUUCUGGGGAAGGGAUGCUGCAAGAACAUUAAGAACAAGACAACAGUCUAUAUAUGCUAUUAGUACCUAAUUUAUUUAUUCUAUAAUUCUUAGUAAUGUUAUAUAAGAUUAUAAAUAAGCUUUUUAUAAUAUUGUAUUUUAUUUAAUUAUAUUUAUUGGUUUGAAUAUCAAUGAAAAUUGCUAUUGUA
Messenger RNA from Rhopalosiphum maidis (corn leaf aphid), 1658 nucleotides. RefSeq lists its product as uncharacterized. Gene Ontology annotation, molecular function: transmembrane transporter activity. Bases 359 to 1540 code for a protein of 393 amino acids. NCBI's taxonomy places the organism in Eukaryota, Metazoa, Arthropoda, Insecta, Hemiptera, Aphididae. Gene Ontology annotation, biological process: transmembrane transport. The transcript is spliced from 9 exons. The record is from RefSeq and is a predicted model, not a curated record. Gene Ontology annotation, cellular component: membrane.